Scophthalmus maximus (turbot) is the source of this 3223-nucleotide messenger RNA. RefSeq lists its product as uncharacterized. Bases 355 to 2814 code for a protein of 819 amino acids. Lineage: Eukaryota; Metazoa; Chordata; Actinopteri; Pleuronectiformes; Scophthalmidae. The transcript has 16 exons. The record is from RefSeq and is a predicted model, not a curated record.
CAUGAAGUGUGAGAAGAUCAAAGGUCAGGGAAUCAAGAAGUGCCAGAAGAUCAAAGGUGUGAGAAGACGAGAGGGAAAGGGAACAGAAGGAAGAAGAACAGAAAUAGAGCAUGAUAAUGAACCGCUAUCACAUGUAACGUGAGUCUUUGGAGACGCGCGGGCGUAGAACUCUGUAUCCGAGCAACCAGCCCAGCACAGAGAAUGGACCCACUGAGUGAAGGGCGGAUUUCAAAGCACCUCACUUGUGUUUUGUUGAUGUCAUUGUGUUGCGUGGAUCCAUACAGUGCGUUUUUCUGAGAGUGGGGCGGAAAUCUGAAAAUUCCUGUGGAUUUUUUUUGGGGGGGGGGACGACUAAUGACUUCUUCUAGUGCGCAGACAGAACUCAGAACCGGCCCUUUGUAUUUCUUCGACCAGCCACCGAGACGAAAACGAGUUGAAGGGACACUAAGCAACAUUUUGCAUCAUAAUGCGGCACAUGAAGGAGCACAGCUGGAGGACACAAUACAAAGUAACCACGAGAGUGGCAACAAGGAAACUGAUGGGCUCAUCGGGAGGCUGUCAGGUGUAGCAGGCUGGGAGGGUGAACCCGAUACCUGGUCUGCUGUCGGUGCUGCACUGAACAUAAUGGACCACGACCCGGUGGACGCAUACAAGCGAUCUGCCCCUCAGUUACUAAGCGAACUGGCCCGCCUACUUUCACUGCACAAUUGGGCCGAGGAGUGUUGUAUUCCUCAGGAGGUUUUAGGUUUCCUGGAUUACUCCUGGCAGGAUUUGUGUGCAGGAGCGACGUUAUUGAGAAUUCGGAAGCAGACUGACAAACGACGACUUCCCUUGAAGUUGGGCGGAGCUCCCCGCAAAGUGUCCACCAAUGGCAAGACGGAGACGGGAGAGGGGAGUGUUUGUCCCUCCGAGAGACAGACAAAAGUUGGCGCCAAUCCACGCACAAAAAAGCGCAAAGAAAGGCCCAGCAAAGCAGCCCAAAACUUUUCAGUGGCCAGUUUCUCCCUUGCGUCCAGCAGUAAGGAUGAAGGUUGGAUCAUUCAGCCAAUGCAGCCCUCCUCCGAUGAGGUCCAGUUGAUCAGCUUGUGUCAGUGGGUGGUGGAGCGACUGCGGGAGGCAAGAAAACCUGAAAAACGGCACACACCUGGACAGGAGCUGAGCGGUCCGCUCAUACUCCGUCACUACAGAGUAACAACGGCAAAAGUGAAGGACAGCAGGCCCAGGAGAAAGGCCCAGUCGGCCACUUUAGUUAACGGGAUACCCCAGAUACCAGAGGUGAAGCAGCUGGAUCCAGCAUGGCAGAAACUCCACUACGGGAUUGCCGACGGCUCCUCGUUCAUAUACUACCCGUCUGGUUGUGUGGCAGUGUGCCAGAGCCACUCCGCUCUGCCCUGUGGAGGCUUCUAUACCAACGUCUUCAGUGACGGCGACUGUCCCGUCAUCCUGGCGACUAUCACUGCACAUGGUCAUGGGGCUGUUAGCUCCUCUGUUGAAGCUGUGUGGAGCCAGGAGGCUGGAUUCAUAAGUGACUGCUAUGGGAACAAAAGUAAGGAGUGGAGCUGGCAGAGUGACGAGUGUGAGGAGAUCGUUAUACAGCUGUCAGAUGUGAUCUCUGUGAGGCUGCUCAGUGGGACCUCUGCCGUUCUCAGCUUCAUGUGCAACAAUGAAACUGUCCAACUUCCUCUUCCUGCCCUGUCACACGCUUACCAAUCAAAGGAGAUGGUGUCGGUGUGCUCCCAGAUGGUCAGAAAGGUGGACGGGCUGGAGGAGCCGUUGUGGAGAAGAGCAGGGCUUGCCGACAGGGAGCUGAAAAAGCUGCAGCAGAGGGUACAAAACAUCCUGGAUGACUGGCUGGAGUGUUAUCGUGCAGCCUUUGGUGUCAAGUGUCCCGACACGGAGCAGAUGCCAGACUCGCCGCUGAGGACUAGGCUGAGGAGAGAGGUGCAGUCGGUUGCUCUGCCCCCCCUGAACCCACCUGAGUGGGCAGUCCAGCCAGAGGAGCGCACGAGCGAGCCGCAGAGACACCUGUCAGCACAAGAAGAGAGACCUGCUGACUCCUCCGUCCGGCUGCCAAGGGCAUCUAAAAAGCGUGUAAAGGAAGAGCCCCAAAUCACACAGAUAGGACCCCUUCAAAUUCACGGCAACAUCAAACUGGAGUCAGUGAUUAUUCCAAAGAGUCCAGAGGCGCAGUCUGCUGCUGUCACCGACUGGUCAGCCCCGCCGCCACUCACUCCCUCCGCCCCCCUCACAAUGUGCCCCGAGCUGCUGAGGGCUGCCCUGCUGGGGGAGGGGGUGCAGAGGCGGUGCAGCUGCAGCGUUACACAGAUGCCCGCGGUGACGGACGUGGAGUACGAUACCUUUGUGAUGGGCCAGCCUCCACACAGUCAACAGAUCCUGGUGGUUUGUGUGACGCUGCCACGCAACAACACCCGCACGGUGCCCGACGAGGACGCACUGGAGCAGCUUUACAUGGGGAGGAACAAGCACAGAACCAUGCCAUGUACUCAGAGCCAGAUGGACUCGUUUCGCCUGGUGAGAUAUGAGAUGUCAACAGGCGGGAUGCCCAGCUGGGGAUGCGAGAACAUCCUGCUGCAGCAGCGACACAACGCUGCCCCUGGGAUGAUCCUGAUGUACGUCAGAGGCACGCUGCUGUUUGUGGGCUACACAUGCAGUCGUCACAGCUUCUCAGUCGGGGACCUUCAAAACCAAAUCUCCAGAACCAGGGGAGACUACAGAUUAGGCCUCAGCCUCCCACCAGACUAUAAGUUCAGCACUGCAGCGAAAAAGCCUGCAGCCAAGCACACGACUCACUAGAGGCACCACUCAUAGGAGGAGAUGACGUUACACCUGCUUCAGUGGAAAAGGAAACGGCAAAGGAGAGGUUUUUGUGAAUAAAAUGCUUUAAUGUUUAAUGUUUUAAAGUUAAAUUCCUGCAAUUUGUCAGACUGUGCACUGUUUUUGAAGACAUCAGAUUGAAUCACCUGCCCCCCUACCGUGUCCCCUUCCUGGACAGAAAAAUCAUUAAAGUUCCUGAGGCAUCAGACUAAUGACUGAGAGGCUUAUGUGUUGAACCACAACAGACUCCAGCAUUUCCACACAUUCCUGUGAUUACACGCUGAAUAUUCUGUACCCCAGCCACAGGAUUACAUCCGUAUUAAGUCUCCAACGUUACCGAAGUACACCUACCAAUCUGCAUUUUUAAUAAAAACACAAAACUGUUUAA